GAAGACGAAAAGCGAACAGAGGAAGAUAGCAAUUUUUCUAAAUAUAGUUGGUGACGAUGCACUAGACGUGUACAAUACUUUCACCUUCACCGAUGAAGAAAAAGAAAGAACCUUGGAAAUAGUGCUGGCUAGGUUUCAAACGUACUGCAAUCCAAAAAAGAACUUACUCCAUGCAUGUUUUUUAUUCUACUCACGGACACAGAAAGACGGGGAAAGAUUUGAUAACUUCCUCACGGACCUCAAGAUGCUAUCACGGGACUGCGAGUUCAAACAUCCUGACGAGCUACUGAGAGAGAGAAUUGUUUUCGGAACAAAUGAUAAAGUUACUCAAGAAAAAAUCAUAAAAUCUGGAAGUGUUGAAUUGGAGGAAACAAUACAACAGUUCCGAACAGCUGAAAUAACCUCUACUCAGGCGAAGGAAGUGAUGCAACCAACACGGGACUCGACUUAUGCAAGUGUGGAUGAAACGAAGUUUCACAAAACUGUGGCCCCACCUUUCUCAAAACAGCCUAGUAGGCCCACACAAAGUACACAUGGUGAGGUACUGUGUAAGUGGUGUGGCUACCAUCAUAUUAAAGAUCCCGUGAACUGUCCGGCGAGAGGAAAAACAUGCUCUUUAUGCGGCCGCAGGAAUCAUUUUGCGAAGGUGUGUAAGUCUCGUGGAGAACUCCACAUAGGAAAAUCUCAGAACUCAAAAUUAAAUGAGGUUAAAGAAGUGUACACUGGUAGGCAUAACAACACACAAGCUAAUCAACAAUGGGAGGAUUAUUACUGUAGCUUGGUUUUUGCACUCAAAGAAACCGACCAUAUUGCAACAAUUUGCUGGAAAGAAACAGGGUGUUUGGAAAAUGUAAUUGAUGUAACUUUCAAGCUGGACUAUGGUGCGUGUGUGAACAUACUGCCUCUGGAAACAUUUUCUCUUUUGAAACAACGUGCCCCUAAAACUGUGAUACUUAAGAAAGAAACUAGAUCAUUGGCUGCAUAUAAUAACUCAGAAAUCAAGGUAGUGGGAUGCACUGAUAUCAACUUGACUAUAAAUGGGGUUUGCUUGCGAGAAACAUUCAUAGUAGUUGAUGAAAAAUCUGUACCUAUACUAGGUCUUCAAACAUGUGAGAAGAUGGGACUGCUACAUCGAAAUGUAAUCAGUGAAGUUGGAGACCAGUCAAAGGACAACAUAGUCACCCAGUAUGCAGACGUCUUCUCAGGAACACAAGCCGGUAUGUUAUGCAUCGAAGACACUCUCCCAGACAGAAGUUAACUAUGGACAGAUUGACAAAGAGUUUCUAGCAGUCCUCUUUGCAUGUCGACACUUUCACCAGUACAUCUAUGGUCAUGAUAUAACCAUCCAAACAGAUCACCAACCAUUGAUCUCCCUAAUGAAGAAAGAAAUUUGCCGGAUUCCAUCAAAGCGCCUUCAAAGUAUCAAACUUAAACUUAGCAUAUACAGGAUCAAUCUUGUGUAUGUACCAGGAUCAAAAAUGCUCAUAGCAGAUGCCCUAAGUAGAGCAUGUUCAAAAGCUCCAGAGCGUGAUGUAGAUGUCUCUCUGAAUGAAGUUGUACACUCCAUCAAUAUGUCAGAUGAAAAGAAACUUUUGUUCCAACAACACAGUAAAAAUGAUGUUUUACUCACACAGUUAAGUACCUUGUUCCAGGAGGGCUGGCCGACGUCGAAAACAAAAGUUCCUGACAUUGCAAAAUUUUACUUCAAGUUCCGACACGACAUCGUUGUUGAAGAUGGUUUAGUGUUCCUAGGUGAGCGCAUCAUAGUUCCCACUGCACUGCAACAAACAGUGCUUAGGGAUCUCCACCAAUCCCAUUUUGGCAUGUCCAAGACUAAAGCUAGGGCAAAGACUUUGUUUUACUGGGCAAGAAUGGACACAGACAUUGAGGAGUUUGUAGCAAGGUGUAGCCUAUGUGAGAAAUACAGUGCAAAAAAUACUAACGAGCCAAUGAUCACACAAGACCCUCAAAGGUAUCCAUUCCUGAAGGUGGCAUGUGACAUUCUUGAAUUUAAAACACAUUCAUACCUUGUGCUCUGCGACUACUACUCAAAAUGGAUAGAACUGGUUCCCCUAACAUCCAAAGAUUCACCUACUAUAGUACAAACUCUGAAAGUCAUUUUCUCAACACAUGGAAUACCUAAUACCUUGAUUGCUGACAACAUGCCAUUCAGCUCUCGACAUAUGAACCAGUUCAGCUCUGACUACGGCUUCAAAAUCCAAACAUCAAGUCCAUACUACCCUCGGAGCAAUGGCCUAGCUGAACGAGCAGUAGGAAUUUGUAAACAAAUGCUAAAAAAAAGUACAGAAGAAAACCAGGACAUAUACAUGAUGCUCCUAGAAUAUCGCAAUACACCAGUGUUGGGUUCACAGUUCAGCCCCGCACAACUUCUGUACAGUAGGCGAACAAGAACAACACUACCGAUCCAUAACAACUUGUUAAAACCUCACAUUGUAACAAACUUCCACAACACACAGUUAAAGUAUGACUACAGAAAUAAGAAACAUUAUGACAAAAACACCAAGUCCAGAUAUCUUGAGUUCAAAAAAGGGGAGCACAUAGUAUACCAUGACCAGGGUACUUGGAAACCAGUCACAGUGAUACAGGUGUGUGAAGCUCCAAGGUCUAUCCUCAUUGAAGAUGAAUUUGGGAGAGUCAAAAGAAGAAACACAUUUCACCUCAGAAAAUCCAAAGUCCAACAGGAACGCUCAAAAUCACACCAGUCUGUUCAACACACACACCAUGUACAACCUUACUGGAUGGGAGAAAGAGUAACAGUGGAACACGCAACUUCUGGGGGAACAGAAAGAAAGGGUCAGGAAGGGGGUUUUAGAGGUUUUGCACCUGAUGAAGUUAUCCCAGUUGAAAGACAAAGAGAAGAACCAGUGCACUCACGACCACAUCGAACUGUCAGAACCCCCAAUUACCUUAGUAGUUACGUGUUAAAGUAAAGUUAACAUAAUAAAUGAAACAGUACUGAAAUUAUAAAGAAUAGGAAGAUGUAGUGUAGCGAGUAAAGGUUGGCGACAGUGAAAAGAGGAACAUGGCGGACUGGGAUGCUGAUGUGGGUCAGCAACAGUAAUGUGAAUGUUUAUGAUGUUAGUAGUGAUGUAUUUAGUAGUAAUACAGUGAAGAAAUAAACAAACAUUACAUCACCCAUGUGAUUUUUGUACCAAAUUAAUUUUAUGACUAAUUUACAUAAUUAUAUAGCCUAAACAGCUACAUAA
Molecule: messenger RNA, 3227 nt
Organism: Bacillus rossius redtenbacheri
Lineage: Eukaryota; Metazoa; Arthropoda; Insecta; Phasmatodea; Bacillidae
Exons: 2
Coding region: 245-1258 (337 amino acids)
Source: RefSeq, a predicted model, not a curated record